CGGCCCCAAGUUUCAAUUACACAGACGUGUCACCAUGUGUUCCUCAGACCACAUCAAACAGGCUCAAAGACGACCAGAGAGGAGAGUAUCAGGCAACGUAAAUGAACACCGGAGAGCAGUGUGGAGAUCGAGGGGGGAGAGAAGAAAAUGGCGGCGGAAUCAAACAGCAUAGAAGUGAGGGGCAUGCAAUUCUCGUACGAUCUCCAGGCACCAUUGNACCAUUGUUCUUCGAUUUCAGCGUUAGGGUUCCUCCCGGAUCUCGAUGUCUGCUCGUCGGCGCAAAUGGAUCUGGGAAGACGACUCUGCUUAGAAUUUUGGCUGGGAAACAUAUGGUUGGUGGCAAAGAUGUGGUGCGGGUGUUAAAUUCUUCAGCUUUUCAUGAUACGCGCCUGGUUUGUAGUGGUGAUUUGGUUUAUCUUGGAGAAUCUUGGAGUAAAAAUGUUGGCUCUGCUGGGGAAAUCCCACUCCAGGGAGACUUCUCUGCUGAGCAUAUGAUAUUUGGAGUUGAAGGAGCUGAUCCUAGUAGGAGAGAAAAGCUGAUCGAAUUGCUUGAUAUUGAUCUGCACUGGCGGAUGCACAAGGUGUCUGAUGGUCAGCGGCGUAGAGUCCAGAUCUGCAUGGGCCUUCUUCAUCCCUACAAAGUUCUUUUGCUAGAUGAGGUUACCGUUGACCUAGAUGUUGUAGCAAGGAUGGAUUUGCUCGACUUUUUUAAAGAAGAAAGUGAACAGAGGGGCGCUACGAUAGUGUACGCAACACACAUAUUUGAUGGCCUGGAGACAUGGGCAACGGACCUAGUCUACGUCCAAGAUGGGGUUUUGAAGAAGUCGGAGAAGUUGUCUGAAGUUGAUGAGCUGAAGACAUGUCCCAAUUUGCUCUCUGUUGUAGAGACCUGGCUUCGCUCCGAGACCCCUAUAGACAAAAAGAAAACCGCUGGCAAUCUCCCGGCUGCACCACCACGUAACAAAUCUUCCCCUUUUGAUGCCUCUCCCUUUCGCUCGUCAAGACACAUGGCGUAUUAUCGCUGAUGCACUCCCUCGGCGCAUCUUCUCGUUUGGGAAGGAGAAAAACGAGUUCAACAAUAAACCCAGUAAAAUCCCGCAAACAGUAGGGUCUGGAGAGGGCGUGUAGAGAAGAAAAAAACACUGGGAAAAUGAUAUGAACCCAAAGGUGUUUUUAUACGUGUGAUAUGUGACAAAGAGCAGCAAAAACUGCGAUAAGUUGGCUUCUUCUUUUUUCUUUUUCAAAAUUUUAUUUGAGGAUUCAUAGUUUGUAUACUACUCCGGGGUACUAUUUAAUACACAGGUUUACAUUCUUUUCUUAACUUUUUUUGUGUGACAUUUGUGGUUGACACUAAUAUAAUUACUAUAAUUAC
Messenger RNA from Cuscuta campestris, 1372 nucleotides. The record is from the annotation of a GenBank genome assembly. Lineage: Eukaryota; Viridiplantae; Streptophyta; Magnoliopsida; Solanales; Convolvulaceae.